AUUAAUUCUUUACAAACGCUGUCCCUGUUACUGUGAACAUUAUAUAAACACCUCCCUCGAGCCAAAGAAAGAGUAUCAAGGAACACAGAAAUAAAAUAAAAACAGAGGAAAACAAAAAAGAGUUAGCAGAGAGAUAAAGAGAUGAAGAUGUUUUCCAAGUUCAAAUCUCUUUCACGAACAGUCCAUGAAGAGCAGGAGCAAGAGCCUAUGGAGCAAACUACAUACCCCAGGAUCAGAAACGAAGGAAAAAGCGUGUGCUGCACCACAUCCCUAACCGUUUGGAGAAAAUCCUUGUUAAUCAGUUGCAAUGGAUUCACAGUUAUUGAUUCUAAUGGAAAUCUGGUUUAUCGAGUUGAUAACUACAUGGGCCGCACUGACCAAAUCACUCUCAUGGACGCCUCAGGAAAAUCCAUCCUCACCAUGUGCCGCCGCAGGAAGCUUGGAUUGUUAGUUAGCUGGUUUAUGUAUGAAGGUGAAAUGGGGAACAAGAGUAGAAGGAGGUCCACGUCAUCAGAAUCUGAGAGUCCAAUUUGCUGUGUGCGGAAGCAUUUUAAUAUUCUAAAAGGCGGCAACGUUCAGGCGUGCGUGUACCGUACGGAUAAACGGCGGUGUGCGGCGUUUGUGGUGGAGGGUUCAUACGCGAACCGGACAUGUAAGGUGAUGGAUGAAAGCAGAAGGGUUGUGGCUGAAAUUAAGAGGAAGGAAGCUGAUACCAAACAUGUCUCCUUUGGGGUAGACAUUUUUCAGUUGAUUGUGUACCCUGAUUUUGAUCCAGGAUUUGCCAUGGCACUUGUUUUGCUCCUUGAUCAAAUGUUUGAGUAACUGUGUUGUUCAUGUGCUCUUCAUACUUCAUGUAUUGUUAAUAUUUUUGGAUGAAAUGAAGUUAGUGUGUGCCUGCGAGAUCAAUUCUAAUAGAGUAUAAUCAAUUUUGGAUGAAAUAUGAAUGUUUAAAUG
Molecule: messenger RNA, 954 nt
Organism: Lotus japonicus
Lineage: Eukaryota; Viridiplantae; Streptophyta; Magnoliopsida; Fabales; Fabaceae
Product: protein LURP-one-related 17-like
Exons: 2
Coding region: 142-822 (226 amino acids)
Source: RefSeq, a predicted model, not a curated record